AUGGAUGACGGGGACCUCGAUUUCUCCAACCCGGAGGCGUACCUGUGCUCAGACACCGGCGCCGAUCUGCCCGGCGGCGGCUGCUCCAUGGACAGCUACUUCGACGGCAUCCUCAACGACACGGAGCACCUUGCCUGCACCCACACCCACACCUGCAACCCGCCCGUCGACGACAGUUCGCACACCCACACCUGCGUCCACGUCCACACCAAGAUCGUCUCGGCGUCGUCGGAUGGCGGCGCCGACUCCCCUGCCGAGAACAGCGGUGCCUCCAAGAAGCGGCCGUCUGGCAACCGCGCAGCCGUGAGGAAGUACCGGGAGAAGAAGAAGGCCCACACGGCGCUGCUGGAGGAAGAGGUGGUUCAGUUGAAGGCUCUGAACAAGCAGCUGCUGAAGAAGCUUCAGAAUCACGCGGCGCUUGAGGCCGAGGCUGCCAGGCUCCGCUGCCUGCUUGUUGAUAUCAGGGGGAGGAUCGAUGGGGAGAUUGGCACUUUCCCUUACCAGCGGCCUGUGAAGAACGUUGAUUUGGUUUCUGGUGUUGAUCAGGGGGGGUUUCUUGGCAGUGCCCAGGUUAUGAACUCGUGUGAUUUCAGAUGCAACGAUCAGAUGUACUGCAAUACAGGAAUGCAGAUGAGAACAAUGGGUGAUGAUGGUGCUAUGAGUGGUCAGGUAUUUGGGCAAGGCACUGGGGAUAUUGCAAACAUCCAAUGCAUAGGGGGUGUGAAAUCUGGAUUCACAAUGCCCCCAGGCUGUGGGGGUAUGGGGACAUUGCCUUCUGGCUGUUUACCCAGUUCUGAAAAGCAGUGA
Molecule: messenger RNA, 807 nt
Organism: Triticum turgidum subsp. durum (durum wheat)
Lineage: Eukaryota; Viridiplantae; Streptophyta; Magnoliopsida; Poales; Poaceae
Source: the annotation of a GenBank genome assembly